AUCCGGGGACAUGGGGGAGGCCCAGAGAUUUUGGGUCUGGGGGAGACCCAAAGAUGUGGUUUCCCAAAGGAAGACCUUUGGCUUUGGGGGCAGAACUUUGGCUCAGGGGGAGCCCCAAAGAUUUGGGGGGAGCUCAAGGAUUUAGGGAAGACCUUUGGCUGUGGGGGAGACCCCGAAGUUUUGGGGGAGACCCAAGGAUGUGGGGAAGACCUUUGGGUCUGGGGGAGACCCCAAGGUUUUGGGGGAGACCCAAAGAUGUGGGGAAGAUGUUUGGCUGUGGAGGAGACCCACGGGUGUGGGAGAGACCCCGAAGUUUUGGGGGAGACCCAAAGAUGGAGGGAAGACCUUUGACUUUGGGGGAGACCUUUGGGUCUGGGGGAGACCCUAAAGCUUUGGGGGAGACCCAAAGAUGGAGGGAAGACCUUUGGCUGUGGGGGAGACCCUGAAGUUUAGGGGGAGACCCAAAGAUGGGGGGAAGACGUUUGGCUGUGGGGGAGAUCUUUGGUCUGGGGGAGAUCCUAAAGCUUUGGGGGAGACCCAAAGAUGUAGGGAGGACCCAAGGAUGAAGGGAAGAGGCUUGGUUUUGGGGGAGACCCACAGGUGUGGGAGGGACCCCGAAGUUUUGGGGGAGACCCAAAGAUGGGGGGGAAGACGUUUGGCUGUGGGGGAGACCCCAAGGUUUUGGGGGAGACCCAAAGAUGUAGGGAAGACCCAAGGAUGUAGGGAGGAGGUUUGGUUUUGGGGGAGACCCACGGGUGUGGGAGGGACCCUGAAGUUUAGGGGGAGACCCAAAGAUGGGGGGGAAGACGUUUGACUGUGGGGGAGACCUUUGGCUGUGGGGGAGACCCCAAGGUUUUGGGGCAGAGCCCAAGAUGCAGAGAGGAGCUUUGGCUUUGGGGGAGGCCUUUUGCUGUGGGCUCCUCGCGACGCCUCACGGAGCCCCGCGGCCCUGAGGGACCCUUUGGGACCCCCGCCGUGACGCGGCCGCCCCCCCAGGUGACCGCAGUUACCCUCUGAAGACGUGGCUGAUGACCCCCAUCCUGUUCCCCUGCGGCCCGGCGGAGGAGCGUUACAACGCGCUGCACCACCAGGCCCUGGCCGCCCUGCGCCACACUUUGAGCCUCCUGAAACGGCGCUUCCGCUGCCUGGACGCGGCGGGGGGCUGCCUGCAAUACGCCCCCCAGAAGGUCUGCCAGAUCUUCCUGGCCUGCUGCGUGCUGCACAACAUCGCCCUGCGGCGCCGCAUGCCGCUCGAGCCCCCCGACGGCCCCGAGCCCGAGCCCGAGCCCGAGCUCCCCCUGCAGGCUCCGCACGUGCAGAUCUCCAGCGAGGCGCGGGCCGUGCGCGCUCGCAUCGUGCAGCAGGAUGCAGCUGGAAUGUGAGCCCCAAAGCCUCGGGGAUGUGCUCAGAGACACUGGGAACACGAGUGGGGCUGUGAGAGCCGAAAACCUCGAAGGAUGCAGCUGGGGAUGUGAG
Lagopus muta (rock ptarmigan) is the source of this 1476-nucleotide messenger RNA. Its product is annotated as putative nuclease HARBI1. The record is from RefSeq and is a predicted model, not a curated record. Lineage: Eukaryota; Metazoa; Chordata; Aves; Galliformes; Phasianidae. Bases 1029 to 1382 code for a protein of 117 amino acids. The transcript has 2 exons.